Panicum hallii is the source of this 1040-nucleotide messenger RNA. RefSeq lists its product as uncharacterized. The coding region runs from base 198 to 1040 and encodes 280 amino acids. The transcript is spliced from 2 exons. The record is from RefSeq and is a predicted model, not a curated record. Lineage: Eukaryota; Viridiplantae; Streptophyta; Magnoliopsida; Poales; Poaceae.
AGACUUCAUUUAGUACUUCAAAUUAGCAAGAUUCCUUUGACAUCUUUGCGUUUACAGCUUUUUUACGUUUUUGCAAACAGAUCAAAACAGGCCCUUAGGUGCUGUUUGGAUCCAUAUAGCAAAAGAGCAAAAGAGCAAAUUUUUUGCCAUUUGCCAAAAGUGGCAAAAAUUUUGCUAUUAGGGGUGUUUGGAUCCAAAUGGCAAAAAUUUUGCUCUUUUGCUUGUUGGAUCCAAACAGCAUCACUCCAUCAGCCCGAUCGACAGCCAUCGCCCGCGGAGAGAACCAGGAGUCGCAGACCGGCAACGUCCCCGCGGCUUCCCACCAUUCGCUCCCCUCCCCUCUGUUCUCCGGCGACCACCACUCCUCCCACAAAACCCAAAGCCCAGGCCCUGCACAGCCCGAACCCGAGCCCGAUAAGGCCAUGGCCGCCGCCGAGCCGCCGCCGCCCUCCGGGACGGGCUUCUUCGGCAUGCUCAGCUUCCGCUGCAGCGCCACCGCCGUCGCCUCCUUCGACCCCGCGCAGGACGAUGAGCUCCUCGCGCUCGACGCCCUCCAGGCCCACGUCGCCGACCGCCUCCAGGCGCUCUCCGCCCACGCCUCCUCCCCCGCAUCCCCGGCCCUCUCCCUCCCGUUCCUCUCCAAGCUCCUCGACGCCGUCCUCUCCUCCGACGCCGCCUUCCGCGCCGUGCUCGCCGUCGGCCCCGUCGCCGCGGCGCUCGCCAGGCCGCCCGCCGACCGCCUCGCCGCAGACCUCCUCGACCGCGCCGUCAAGACGCUCGACGUCCUCAACGCCGCGUCCUUCACGCUCGCCUCGCUCCGGGCCGCGCACCGCGCCGCGCUCACCGCCGCGACCUGCCUCCUCGCCCCGGCGCUGCACCGCGCGCAUCUCGCACGCGCGCGCAGGGCCAUCGCCAGGCUCUUCUCGGGCGGGGCGGGCGGCGCGGAGGCGCGGGCGGGGCGGAGGCCGGAGGCGCGGGCGGGGCGGAGGCGCGGAGGCGCGGGCGGCGACGUGGCCUGCCAAAUCAGGCUGCUAGCCUAG